Messenger RNA from Cervus elaphus (red deer), 3141 nucleotides. RefSeq names its product round spermatid basic protein 1 (gene RSBN1). The record is from RefSeq and is a predicted model, not a curated record. The coding region runs from base 64 to 2475 and encodes 803 amino acids. Gene Ontology annotation, cellular component: nucleus. Lineage: Eukaryota; Metazoa; Chordata; Mammalia; Artiodactyla; Cervidae. The transcript has 7 exons.
GCUUUACAAUAGAGCUCGGUCGGAGGGGCCUGCGGAGAAGCGCCGGGAAGUGCCACUUCCGGCAUGUUCAGCUCUGGACGAAGAAUGGCCGAGAAGUGGAGGGUGGGGGAGAGACUCCAAUGCCCAGCGGGCCGUGCGCGGGCGGCGCUUGCGCGAUACGCGGACGGGGGGGCGGUCGGGCCAUUUAAAUGUGUGUUUGUGGGUGAAAUGGCUGCGCAGGUCGGAGCGGUGCGCGUAGUACGGGCGGUGGCGGCGCAGGAGGAGGCGGACAAAGACGGGAAGGAGAAACCCCACGCUGGGGUCUCGCCGCGGGGAGUGAAGCGGCAGCGCCGAGCGAGCAGCGGGGGGUCUCAGGAGAAGCGGGGGCGGCCGAGCCAGGACCCCCCUCUCGCUCCCCCUCACCGGCGGCGUCGCAGCCGCCAACAUCCCGGGCCGCUGCCGCCAACGAAUGCAGCCCCAACCGUCCCAGGCCCUGUUGAGCCUCUGCUCCUGCCGCCUCCGCCGCCACCUUCGCUGGCACCCGCCGGGCCCGCUGUCGCUGCCCCGCUCCCGGCCCCGGGCACCUCGGCCCUCUUCACCUUCUCGCCCCUGACGGUGAGCGCAGCCGGGCCCAAGCAUAAGGGCCACAAGGAGCGGCACAAGCACCAUCACCACCGCGGCUCUGAUGGUGACCCAGGCCCCUGCGCUCCGGGAGAGCUCAAGCACAAGGACAAGCAGGAAAACGGCGAGAGGACAGGAGGGGUGCCUCUGCUCAAGGCCCCCAAGAGAGAAACACCAGAUGAAAAUGGUAAAACCCAGAGAGCUGAUGAUUUUGUCUUGAAGAAAAUAAAGAAGAAAAAGAAAAAGAAACACCGAGAAGAUAUGCGAGGAAGACGCCUUAAAAUGUACAAUAAGGAAGUACAAACCAUCUGUGCUGGCCUGACCCGCAUCAGUAAGGAAAUCCUCACCCAAGGACAAAUAAAUAGCACUUCAGGAGUUAAUAAGGAGUCCUUCAGGUAUCUGAAAGAUGAACAGCUGUGUCGAUUAAAUUUGGGCAUGCAAGAAUAUCGGGUACCCCAAGGAGUACAAACACCUUUUAUGACUCACCAGGAACAUUCUAUUCGUAGAAAUUUCUUAAAAACAGGUACUAAAUUUAGCAACUUUAUUCAUGAGGAACACCAGUCCAAUGGUGGUGCUCUUGUCCUUCACGCUUACAUGGAUGAACUCUCAUUUUUGUCUCCAAUGGAGAUGGAGAGAUUUUCUGAGGAGUUUCUUGCUUUGACAUUCAGUGAAAACGAGAAAAACGCUGCUUACUAUGCCUUAGCAAUAGUGCAUGGAGCGGCUGCUUAUCUCCCAGACUUCUUGGACUACUUUGCUUUUAAUUUCCCCAACACUCCAGUGAAAAUGGAAAUUCUGGGCAAGAAAGAUAUUGAAACAACCACCAUUUCAAAUUUUCACACUCAGGUCAACAGGACAUACUGCUGUGGCACCUACCGAGCAGGUCCUAUGCGGCAGAUAAGUCUCGUUGGAGCAGUAGAUGAAGAAGUUGGUGAUUAUUUCCCAGAGUUCCUUGAUAUGUUAGAAGAAUCACCAUUUCUGAAAAUGACUUUGCCCUGGGGUACACUUUCCAGCCUCCGACUCCAGUGUAGGUCCCAGAGUGAUGAUGGGCCCAUCAUGUGGGUCAGGCCAGGAGAGCAGAUGAUCCCUACAGCAGACAUGCCAAAGUCACCCUUCAAAAGACGACGAUCAAUGAAUGAAAUUAAAAAUCUCCAGUACCUACCUCGGACCAGUGAACCCCGGGAAGUCCUCUUUGAAGACAGGACAAGAGCUCAUGCUGAUCAUGUAGGUCAGGGGUUUGACUGGCAGAGUACGGCUGCUGUUGGGGUUUUGAAAGCUGUACAGUUUGGUGAAUGGAGUGACCAACCUCGCAUAACCAAAGAUGUGAUUUGUUUUCAUGCUGAGGAUUUUACUGAUGUUGUACAGAGACUUCAAUUAGACCUUCAUGAACCUCCAGUUUCCCAGUGUGUGCAGUGGGUAGAUGAAGCAAAACUAAACCAAAUGAGGCGGGAAGGCAUUCGUUAUGCUAGAAUUCAGCUGUGUGACAAUGAUAUCUACUUCAUCCCUAGAAAUGUCAUUCAUCAGUUCAAAACAGUGUCAGCAGUGUGCAGCUUAGCCUGGCAUAUAAGGCUUAAACAGUACCACCCUGUUGUGGAUGCCUCUCAGAACACAGAAGGCAGUUCUAAUGUGGACUGUGAUUUAACUGGAAAGCAAGAAUUAGAAGUUGACUCCCAGUGUGUGAGGAUAAAAACUGAAUCUGAGGAAAUGUGCACAGACACACAGCUUUUGACAACUGCUUCAUCGUCCUUCCCACCUUCAUCUGAACUUAAUCUACAGCAAGAUCAGAUGACUCAGUCUAUUCCAGUUUUAAAGGUGGAAAGUAGACUGGACUCUGACCAGCAACACAGUCUACAGGAACAUUCAAGCACUCCUGUGUGAUAUGUAUAUAUUCAAACACAUUUUUUAACUUUUUUAAAUUUUGAUGUGAAGUUAUAGUUUUAUAACUGGCUUAAGUUAAGUUUUAUUGGAGAAAUCUUGCCUAUAAUUCUAUAAAGAGAAAUGACAUUCCACAAAUGUCAAGCAUAUCUUUUUUACACAGAUUAUGCAAAGUUAAGAGUUGUAUCUUAUCCCGUUAGUACAGUAUGUAAUAGUGGGUCUGCUGCUACUUUCUGUUUUAAGGUGUGAGGUAACAAUUCAAUCUCUUCUUCAAAUCAAAAUGAGAAUUCUCUGGAAUAACAGAUUCUUAUUUAGUAAAUUAAUUCACUUCCUUUAAUUUUAUCUUGACUUGUCUCUUGCCAUUUUUGCUGUUUUUACGAUAGAAGAUCAGAUUCAUGAUUUAGUACUUGUGCUUUUAUGGCACAGUUCCUGUUUCUACAGUAAAAAUGGCGUAGGUUGCAGGAAAGAGGUCCUGCAUCUUGUGCGUGGGCAAGUCGUUUGUUUGGUUUCAACCAUAAAGAGCAGGUAGUUUCUAAGGAGUUCAGUGGCUCUCUGAUUUCCUAACAAAAGAGAAAGCACAGCACUUUCUGAUCCAACUGUUUUUUUUUUUUUUUGUAUCUGUUAUUUAAAGCCCAGUGGAUAUUUCAAUUAAAAAUAUCUAAAGAUGAA